This is a messenger RNA of Beta vulgaris subsp. vulgaris (sugar beet), 1774 nucleotides long. Its product is annotated as wall-associated receptor kinase-like 8. The transcript has 3 exons. Lineage: Eukaryota; Viridiplantae; Streptophyta; Magnoliopsida; Caryophyllales; Amaranthaceae. The record is from RefSeq and is a predicted model, not a curated record. Gene Ontology annotation, molecular function: protein serine/threonine kinase activity; polysaccharide binding. Gene Ontology annotation, cellular component: membrane. Bases 86 to 1774 code for a protein of 562 amino acids.
AUCUCCUGUUGUUUGAGGUGAUUUAAAAGUACUUAAUUGCUUUGUUAGAGUAAUCUAGGCAUAAGCCAUAAACAAACAUCAAAAAAUGCUAAAAAUGAAAGUUUUUCCCUCUUUUCUCCCAUGGCUUUGGUUGACUAUUGUGGCCACGUUUUCAAUCACAACACUAGCCACCACCUCCAUUACAAGGCCCGGUUGCGAAAGCAGGUGCGGAAACAUCAACAUUCCCUACCCAUUUGGCAUCGGCUUAGACGGAGCCUGUUCCCUUGAUAAUCCCUAUAUCAUAGAUUGCAGAGCUUCCUUUGAACCCCCAAAACCAUUCUUAGUAAGCAAUAACAAUAACCUGGAGAUCAUAGACAUAUCAAUUACCGGCCAGAUGCGAAUUAGGAACUUUUUGGCUACAAGAUGUUACGAGCAAGGGGAGGUGGUAGCCUCGCAAUCCAACACAACAGCCGUAAUAAAUCUCAACCCCUUACCAUUAGUGUUUUCAGACACUGCAAACAAGUUCACCGUCAUUGGUUGUGACGAUCUCGCUGUGACCGCAGAUGGUGAAGGUCAUGUGAGUGGCUGUAUUGCUACGUGUACCACCCUUGUGGAUGUGCUUAACUAUGAUAAUUCGUGUUCCGGAAUUGGUUGCUGCCAAACCGCCAUCCCAAAGGGACUAACAAUAAUUGCGACAGCAUUAAACAGCUUAAAUAACCACACCAAUGUGUCCGACUUUAAUUCAUGUAGCGCUGCUUUUUUAGCCGAGGAAAGCAAGUUCACCUUCAACGCUGCUGACAUUGCUAACCAAACAGCAUUGGUAGAUAGGACAAUGGACAGUGUUCCGGUGGUGCUCGAUUGGUUUGUUGGUGCUAAUGAGACGUGUCAUCAAGCUCAGCAGAGGCCAUCCAGGUCCGGUUAUGCUUGCCAGGAUAAUACCAACUGCACGGACUUCGAUGGUGGUUCCACAUCAGGGUAUCGUUGCAAUUGUCUUCCUGGCUAUCAGGGUAAUCCAUAUCUUAGUCCUGGAUGUACAGAUAUAUCAAUUACCGGCCAGAUGCGAAUUAGGAACAUAUUGGCUACAAGAUGCUACCAGCAAGGGGAGGUGGUAGCCUCGAAAUCCAACACAGCAGCGCUAAUAGAUCUCAACCCCUUGCCAUUAGUGUUUUCAGACACUGCAAAUAAGUUCACCGUAAUUGGUUGUGACGAUCUGGCUGUCACCGGAGAUAAUGAAAGUCAUAUAAGUGGCUGUAUUGCUACGUGUACCACCCUUGAGGAUGUGCAUGACUAUAAUAAUUCGUGUUCCGGAAUUGGUUGCUGCCAAACUGCCAUCCCGAAGGGACUAACCAUAAUCGCGACAGCAUUAACUAGCUUAAAUAACCACACCAAUGUGUCCGACUUUAAUCUAUGUAGCGCUGCUUUCUUAGCCGAGGAAAGCAAGUUCACCUUCAACGCUGCUGACCUUGCUAACCAAACUGCAUUGGUAGAUAGGACAAUGGACAGUGUUCCGGUGGUGCUCGAAUGGUUUGUUGGUGUUAAUGAGACAUGCCAUCAAGCUCGGCAGACAUCAUCCAGGUCCGGUUAUGCUUGCCAGGAUAAUACCAACUGCACGGACUUUGAUGGCGGUUCCAUAUCAGGGUACCGUUGCGAUUGUCUCCCGGGCUAUCAGGGUAAUCCAUAUCUUAGUCCUGGAUGCACAGAGGCUACAUUGUCAGCUCAAUCUUAUGAAUAUGAAGAAAUUGUCUCAUACCAUAAGCAAAGGACACUGUUAUUGGUUAGAAAGUAUCAAACUUGA